CUUUGUUUUGUGCAUAAUGCGGAUCGAAGUAAAAUUAUAAUUUCCUAGAUUUCGUUCCUAUUUCGGUCCUAUUACAGAACCGAUUAUUAAUCAAUAGCUUUCAUACAACCGAACGAUUAAUUACGAACCGACACAAUGUCGGAAAAGGACAAAUCGAAAUCCAACAACCAAACCAAACACAUACCAAAAGACGCUCAAGUGAUCAUGUCCAUAAUGAAAGAAGUUGGCGUCACGGACUACGAGCCUAGAGUUGUGAACCAGCUUUUAGAGUUCACUUAUCGAUACGUGACCUCGAUAUUGGAUGACGCGCGCGUGUUCGCGAACCACGCGAAGAAGAAAUCGAUAGAUAUAGAAGAUGUGCGGUUGGCUGUGCAGCUGCAGUUGGAUAAGUCGUUCACGAGUCCGCCGCCACGGGAGGUGCUGCUGGAGAUCGCGAGAGUGAAGAACGUCAAUCCACUGCCUUUGAUAAAGCCGCAUUGUGGGCUGCGCUUGCCUCCUGACCGUUACUGCCUAUCAGCCUGCAACUACCGUCUCCGGCCAGCAUUCAAGAAAGUGGCAUCUAAGCCGGCCGUGGUCCCCACUCCCACCGUCAAGACUGUCACAUCUUCGAAGGGCGCGAACCAGAAUGUGGUGGUGAAGCGGCCGAGCGGGGCUAUAGUCAAUGUGUCAUCGGCCAAGCCCAGUGUUGUGCCUAAACCUGUGCUUAAGUUUACUUCAGGCAGUAAGGUGGUCGCGAAGCCGGCCGUGCGCGUGACCGCGGGCCCGUCCACGCAGGGCCCCGUCAAGAUGGAGCUCGACCCGAUGGACUCCGGGCCCAUGAAGAGGAAACGCGAGGAUGACGAUUACGACUUGUAGAUCUCUGUACUCUUUUUGAGCGUUUCUUUUAUUAUUUGCCAUUUUAUAUAUUGUGACCUUUUUUGCCACUUUUGUGUUAUUUCUGGUCAGGAUCACGAGCCCUUUUCAUCCUUUUAGGAUUUCUCCUAUAAGGUCCUAAAGUAUAGUGUCCUAAAAUUUCCAUACAUUUUUCAAACUUUCCUUUUUGUUACCGCCAUACAAAGUGUAUGGGGAAAUGAGGAAAAAAACUCUGGGACAUUUUUUAUCCCAUUAGAAUCGAAAGAGCUCGUGAUUCUGAGUAGAAAUAACACAAGUGGCAAAAAAGUCGCAAUAAAUUAAAAUGCCAAAAUAUAAGGGGUCAUCCAUUA
This is a messenger RNA of Cydia fagiglandana, 1202 nucleotides long. It is a transcript of the gene Taf9, whose product is annotated as transcription initiation factor TFIID subunit 9. Gene Ontology annotation, molecular function: protein heterodimerization activity; RNA polymerase II general transcription initiation factor activity; transcription coactivator activity. Gene Ontology annotation, biological process: RNA polymerase II preinitiation complex assembly; DNA-templated transcription initiation. The transcript is spliced from 3 exons. Gene Ontology annotation, cellular component: SAGA complex; transcription factor TFIID complex. The record is from RefSeq and is a predicted model, not a curated record. NCBI's taxonomy places the organism in Eukaryota, Metazoa, Arthropoda, Insecta, Lepidoptera, Tortricidae. Bases 136 to 855 code for a protein of 239 amino acids.